GCACAGCGACUGUCAAAAGUCAACUUGAGACACUGAGCCGUCGUAUAAAAAGCUCCGAGGAGGGGAGCACAAUCUCUGCUCAUCGCGAGUCCGAGCUUUUUGUCGUGUGCGAAGGCCCAGGAGCCGCCCAUCUCCCACGCAACCAUCUGUCAUAGCUGGGCCUGGCAAUAACAUCCAAAAGAGACACAGGCCCAAGCACUCUUUCCUGCUACAACUCUCUACACUUGUCCGGCCAGCUUCAAAGGAUUGGCCCUCCUACUUGAACCCUUUCAAGAGCCCGCUGCAUGUUCUCGCGGAUGCAGUCAAGAACAGGCCUGGCGAGCUUCGUCGUCGCCGUCUUCCUCUUUCUCGUUUAUACCUCCUAUGCUCCCGACAGCACGACCUUGCGCGGCGGUAGCGCCUAUGCACGCGCAAAGGCCGUAUUGAAGGGUAGCACAAACAAAUGGCCACCCUCGACAUUCGACUCCAUUGCUGCAGAGACACAGCCAGCCUUCAACUCAACAGAAGCGCUCGACUUUUGGCGCUCAUUCGGCAACUUCAUGUAUCGCGGUAACUUGAGUUUCCCAGGUGUGCGGACGAGUGGCAAUAUGCCGGCUUGGGCGACUUUUGAGAAUGUCAAGCAAGGCGAGCAGGCUCCCAACACGCUGCUUGUUACAGAAGAUGAACUAUACGAGCUUCGCGAUCGGCAUAGAGAGGCGUUGCAGACGGUGGAUGAGAUGUCUGAUGGCCUACCUUUUCGGAGAGGGACGCGCGGUAUCGCCAUGACAUGCAAUGCGCUAGACUCGAGCGGCAUCAUUACGACAUCCUUACGCAUGCUUCGCAAAGUUGGGUCGACGCUGCCCGUAGAGAUCUGGUUCUGGCGCGACCAAGAUAUUGACGAGGUGAUGUGCAAGGAAGUCUGGGCUGAGCUUGGCGUAACGUGCCACAUUGUCGCACAUUACCUGCCGCAGGAGUCUGAUCUGGGCGAACAUGACAAGCCACUGGACGUGCCUCAGCACUUUACCAUGAAGAUUUACAGCAUUCUGUUUUCGAGUUUUGAGCAGGUCCUCUUCCUCGAUGCAGACCUCUUUCCAACCAUGUCUCCGGAUUCGUUGUUUGAGUCUGAACCUUUCACUUCACAUGGCAUGAUAUUGUGGCCGGACUAUUGGGCCAAUAUGGCGUCACCUCAAUACUUGUGGAUCACUGAACGAACACCAAUAGAUCGUUACCAGCGAGCUAGCACAGAGUCUGGUGCUAUUGUCGUCAACAAGCGUACUCAUGGCGCGACUUUGCUCCUAUCCGCCUACUACAACAGAUGGGGCCCUGCAUAUUGGUAUUGGCUAUUGGACCAAGGUUCAAAUGGCCACGGCGACAAGGAGACCUAUCUUCACGCAGCUGAAGCGUGUAACGAUCCCGUGUAUCAAGUCCACACACAGCCUAGACGCGUCGGCUAUCGUUGCGAAGGUCAACAGAUGCCCAUUGGAUCAGGACAACAUCAUCCAGAGGACGACUAUGCCAUCACACGCGCCGGUAUGCAUGAUCAGCGAUCCAUGCUCUCGGAUUUCCCAAGUCCGCGUGUCCUCUUCAUUCAUGGAAAUUUGCCCAAACUCGAAGCCGCAAUGGUCUUGGAUUUUGCCCCUGAUGGGUGGUUGAACCUAUUGCGUUGCAAUGCCGGCAAAGGAGAGGCACAUCGCCUCUUUGGUCCUGCAGAGAUGGCAAGACGCGUCUUUGGGUGGGAUAUUGAGCGCGCUAUCUGGGAUCAGAUGCUCUGGACGGCUUGUCACCACGAGUCUCGCAUCAUACGCUGGAGGGAUGGCGUUGUGUGGAACACUUAUCAUGAAGAUGGCUCUGUGACGGUCAAUGAAGGUAUUCCGCGACCCAAUGUCUGCGUUGACUUUACAAAAGCCUACAAGGACUUGUACGGUGAGACUGCAGAGCCAGACUUUAGCUUACCUGCACACGGAACGCUCAAAGAUCGGCCGUGGCUGCCCAUUGCAGGCAGCGCAUCAUGACUAUACUUAAAAUCAUUGUAGAGCACAGCAUUUUCAUUCUUUGGUAAUCAUCAAUCAUUUGGGCUUUAUGUGUAGGCUAAAACAAUGAAGCUGCAAGAACCUCCGACUGUGCCUCAAGUGUGGCAAGUCGUCUCCGCAAGAGCGUCACUUCAGCAGCGAGUGUCGCCUUUUCUUGCUGAUGCGCAGCUGUAAUCUCAGCCAUCACCUGUGCGAACUGCACCUCUUUCGCCUCGAGUGCAUCACUCUGCGCUUGCUCCCU
Molecule: messenger RNA, 2250 nt
Organism: Protomyces lactucae-debilis
Lineage: Eukaryota; Fungi; Ascomycota; Taphrinomycetes; Taphrinales; Protomycetaceae
Product: mannosyltransferase putative-domain-containing protein
Exons: 1
Coding region: 285-1991 (568 amino acids)
Biological process (GO): mannan biosynthetic process
Cellular component (GO): Golgi apparatus
Molecular function (GO): alpha-1,2-mannosyltransferase activity
Source: RefSeq, a predicted model, not a curated record